Messenger RNA from Purpureocillium takamizusanense, 534 nucleotides. RefSeq lists its product as uncharacterized. The transcript has a single exon. The record is from RefSeq and is a predicted model, not a curated record. NCBI's taxonomy places the organism in Eukaryota, Fungi, Ascomycota, Sordariomycetes, Hypocreales, Ophiocordycipitaceae. The coding region runs from base 1 to 534 and encodes 177 amino acids.
AUGGACGGCGCAGGCACCGCGGUGCAGAACCUUGGCCCUCAGCAGGUGCGCCUCGUGUACGACAACAUCCCCAAACAGCGGCUCCGGGAGCCCAAGCUCUGGAUCUACCAGUACCGCAACGGUGCGAACCGGGAGUGGAAUUCGUUCUAUAGCUUCGCCGAGGUCGAGUUCUUCCAGGAGGACUUCGAGGUGCAGAAUUGGUGGACGAGCGCCAAGACACCGCACCGCUGGACCGUCCUCGUCGUGCGUUUCCUGCGGCAGGGUGAGCCCGUCCACUUCGCCGACGUUGAGGCGUGGCAGACAAGCAUCAACCAGAGUACGUGUGGCGACGACAAGGUGCAUGUCGUUGGCAAGGUCAUGCUGGUAAACGACGUGGUCAAGGUCAACAUGGGGGGCAAGACGCAGGUCGUGCACCAGGUGAAUUCAGAAGAGGGAAGGAUCCAAGCGCUGCUGGAUUACUUUGGAAUCCGAAUGACCGAAGAGGAGGCCAAGUGUGUAGACGGAUGGGAUAUAGCGCUCCCCGCAUCGAGCUGA